GGUCAGCAAAUAAACAACAAUAAGAUGAACUCUCGUUAUAGUGUUACGAUUCGAACUUUCAAAUUCUGGUGAACGUCUAAAGUUAGCAAGCUAUCGUUAAAACCACAUCAGCAUUUUGGGUUGAGUUUCAGUUUUACAUUUUCGUUUCGAGAAGGCCUUGGGAUGAAUGUGUUUAUAGCUACGUGUCUUUUCAUCACGACUCUUAGUGUGGCGUGUAAAUUAGCUUUCAGUCAGAGAGCACCUGAUGUUUCGGAGCUGACUGUGAUGUACUAUGACUGCUACCCCGAGGAAAAUAAGUUCACGGUCAAGUUCAAACAACUCGGAUACCAACAGGUUGUAUCCACUUAUUUUCGUAACAAAAAUGUGGACCGAAAAUGCAAACACAUCGAGAGCAUCCACGACGAAGCGGGCGAGUGGAUUAUAGGCUUCUUACAGCAGUGCGAGAUUGAGUUUGAAGAAGCAAGUAGUGGCCGAUUUGAAGUGAAGAUAUUUGAUGGACCAAUCAAAAUGAACCACAUACGAGACUCCAGGUGGAUUGACUGUACACCAUCCCCACCAAAAAAGGGACAAGAUGAGAAAAAAAUUCCAGAUAGAGAUAUUGAAGUGGAAAGCUCACCAGAACUUAAAAACGAACUAUAGACUCUACUAUCUUCACUUUGCAAGUAUUUAGAUAUAGAUACAAGAAAACUACCAAAAAAGUAUCUAAUUUUUGCAUUGAAUUUUCUAGAUAAAAAACUGAACCCCUCUCAAACUAAAAAAAAGUCUAUUUGAAUUGAUUAUAAACAUUUUGAGAGCCUUUUUUUUGUUUCGAAAGCUUUGGACUAGAAGA
Molecule: messenger RNA, 829 nt
Organism: Symsagittifera roscoffensis
Lineage: Eukaryota; Metazoa; Xenacoelomorpha; Acoela; Convolutidae
Exons: 3
Coding region: 163-639 (158 amino acids)
Source: RefSeq, a predicted model, not a curated record